Molecule: messenger RNA, 1950 nt
Organism: Salarias fasciatus (jewelled blenny)
Lineage: Eukaryota; Metazoa; Chordata; Actinopteri; Blenniiformes; Blenniidae
Product: periphilin-1
Exons: 10
Coding region: 300-1304 (334 amino acids)
Biological process (GO): protein localization to heterochromatin; negative regulation of DNA-templated transcription; negative regulation of gene expression, epigenetic
Cellular component (GO): nucleoplasm
Source: RefSeq, a predicted model, not a curated record
GAAGAGUGUGCAGGAGUGGAAGAGAACCGCGCUGUUUACAGAAUUUAUUUAUCUUUGUUUUUGAUUUAUUUCCAUUGUACUGGCGAUUCUGGUCGACUCUCUUGCAACCGGACACCACGAUUACGUGCACUGUGGUGAAGCGAGGAAUAUGUCACUCGUGUUUGGCGUGACGAGACAUUAAAUUACAACUCGGUCUCCAUCCCCAUCCCUCGCUUUUGCACCAGCGGAGAUUUAACUCUCCCCUGUUGUGUCCAUCUAUCUGCUGAGAUCGCCACUCGACUUAAAGUCAUUCCUUCCAAAUGGCUUACCGACGUGGUAGAAAAUCAAUUAGAGACGCAUACGAGGAACACUUUCAGCAACCGAAUUCAAGAGAGGUGACGCUUCAUCGAGUGGUCAACAUCGUAGAUAAGAGGGGCCACAUGCCGUGGUCCGGACAGGAAUAUGAUGAAGGAUAUGAAGACGAACAGUGGUACGGCGGGCCCCGGCACUACCAGGACACCAGAGAGUAUCACGACGAAGGCGCUUACGCACACAGUGACCGCCAGUACUACGAGGGAAACCAAAGCUUUGGGAAUUUUCGCAGAAAUUCCCCCCCACAGAGAAAUGAGGGACCGUAUCCACAGCCGGCGUACAGCAGAGAUGACUUGAGGCAUCAUUUAAGCGCGAGGAAAAGUAGACCAAACUAUUUCCGCGGCCGAGGUCGAGGGUCCGGCCCACCUGUCAGACCAGCACACGACAGAAAUGCCAAAGAGGACCGGGACGACUACAGGAGCCCUCAGUCCGUGGUAAUCAAACGCGGCCACUCCCCUGUGAAGAGGGAAGCCCCGGCACCUGCAGCCUCCCGCUCGGCAUCGAGCUCCAACAGAAGCGCCUCCUCUGAGAGGGAGAAAGGACACAGCCACCAGCAGAAGCAGCAGAAGCAUAAGCCCAGUGCCGUGGCAAGGCAAAGCUCAAGCAGCUCUGUGGAGGAAUCUCCUCAAACUUCAGUGGCAUCAAAGGAGCAACCUUCAGCAUCUGUAGCGGAGCCAGAGGAGGAGGCGACUGCCAGCAUGGAGCCAAAGCUGACACCAGAGGAAGACUUCAAGGCUCGCCGGUCGGAGGCCAUUAGGGCUAAGGCCCUGGAAAUCGAGAAGCAUUACAGGCAGGACUGCGAGACAUUUCGCACGGUGGUGAAGAUGCUGGUGGCCAAAGAGCCCAGUCUGGAUAAUCUGCUGCAAACCGCGCUAGACGAGAACCUGAUGGAGCUCCAGCAGCGCUGCCUGGACACACUCAGGAGCUUCGUGGCCGACUUGGACAAGAUUUAGAGCAGACGGAGGCCUCAGCAUGAACCACACUGCAAAAUAUGUUGAGAAUGGUCUCUUUGAACUGAAGAAAGUUUAGUUUGUUCAGAGGUUUUUCUGUCAAAACCCAUGAAUUAAUUGAUAUUCUGUUUAAUGAUUGUUACUAAAGCUUUAUGGAUCCAAACAGGUUGAGUUCUACUGAAGCAGCUCCCAGAAAGCAGUGUUGAAGUGGUGAUGCCUUUCUCUGUUUCCUCAUACUCACUUUGUGUUGUAACUCUGUUUCAGUACCUGCAUUUCUUGUAGCAGUUUAUACAAGACAUGGCAGACAUAUCUGUAAACACAACUAUCUUGCAAUCAGUAUUGAAGGCCCCAAAUACUUUAUAUUUCAUGUUUUAACCUGUGCAGCUUUUAAGAUGGUUUUUUUUUUUUAGUUACUGGAAGUUGAAAGGAGUUGAUGCUGAAUACUAUCUUUUGUGCUGCUAACUUCUGCCAUUAUAUGUGAUUAAUGUUAUUGUUCCAGAUAAAAUUAAUAAAAGAAACAAAAACAGUUCUACCAGAAAGUGCAACUAAUUGUUUUUCAACGGUAUUGUUGACUUUUCUCAUUACAGCUGUGGUUUUUCUUAGAAAUGCCAACUUGAAAAUUCAAAUAAACAAAAAGUUAUUUCUUUCA